GCAGAAACACCAACAGAGAAACAACCCGAACUACUGCACACAUCAGCAAAUCAUCAGCCGAGCAGUGAAAUAUGGAGACAAACUGGUCGAACCAGAAAACAUGUUCAGCUGAAUGAAAGUUGACUGCUUUGAAACACAGAGAGAGACGGAGAUUGCAGCCACAACACUGAGCUUUCAGACUGAGAACACAGGUCUGGAUUUUAGCUUUUUAGUCACUUUGUUGUGUUUUCAAAGAAAGAAUCAGACACAAACAUGGAGACUGAAGCAGCUCUCCAGCUGGAGUGAAUGAAUACUUCAUUCCACAUUUACCUGAUAACACAGGUGCUCUCUGAAGUCUCCAACAAUUAAACGAGUCACUGCGUCUAAAAGGACUAAAGAUAAAGAUAAAGUAAACACGAGUUUACAAAGAUAAACAACAAAACUGCUGAAACAGAACAAAAGAGUCUGAAAUUAGAUAGAAAAUGAGUCUCGUUGAGGAACCUUCACAUGAAAAUAACCAGAAAGAGGCUAAAAUACGUCUCCAAGAGGACGACGAGACCAAUGACUUUGACCCAGAAGACCAAAAGGACAAAAACAUGAGUAUGAAAGACCUUCUUAAGACAAGUCAGAGCGAUAAAAGGAGCAUAAGCCCACUGAGUCUUCUCAAAGAGGACUUCAGCCAGUUUAAGGAAGAAGUGUUGAAAGUGUUCAGGGACAAAGACACGAAGACGGAGCGUGAGGACAGUCCAUCGAGCCAGGCAGAGAAUAAACCUGCCAGCAGUGCGCUCAGUGUCCUGAAAGAGGACUUCAAGCAUUUCAAAGACGACCUUUCUAACGUCUUCAGGAUUGGCCUUUCAAAGGAGAGCGACAACAAGGGCGUCACUGCGAAGGAAGAAUCGUCCAACACCUUGAAGGUAAAAGUCUCGAAAGCUGAAAGGUCUGACGAAGCCUUCAACCCUUUGAGUCUGUUCAGAAGAGACCAAAAACUUUUACAGACUUGUCAAACAGCAGAGAACAGUCAGGGAGGCGAAAAGACAUCUUCAGAAAAGGACGAGGAACAAAUGGACGAUUGUUUUAGGGGAAACCUCUCAGAGCAGGACGAAGAGACAGUCGACGGCGAGAAAAUCAACAACAUGAAAACCACGAUGAAUAAAGUGGAGGACAGUGAACGUGAUAUAAGUGUCUCUGAGGAGAAAACUGAAACACAGCAAAGUGAGGAGAUGAUCCCUACAUCACCGGCAGCCGAGCAGAGAUGUGAGAGUGAAGAGCAGAGUGACGACUCCUCCGUGGUGUCAGCCGAAGACCAGAGGAUAAACGAAGAGAAGCCAUCAGAGACUCUUCUCUGGGAGUCCCUGUCCGCUGGGAUCAGUCUCUUUAAUAUGAGAGACCCAAUCAAAGACGACACGAGGGAGAAGCCAGGAGGAGACUUGUGGUGGGUGAAAAACUUUGCCUGCUAUUUGACCUUUGACCCCAACACUGCCAACUCGGAGCUCCAUCUGACUGACUGCAACAGGAAGGCGACUCGAGUGUGGUCGGACCAUCGAUCCUCGGACCACCCGGACCGGUUCGCACGCUGUCCUCAGGUCCUGUGCAGGGAGGGGCUGCUGGACCCGGUGUACUGGGAGGUGGUGUGGAGCGGCGGCGCCGACAUCGGCAUCACCUACAACAGCAUCCCCAGAGACGGAGACACGGCGAGCUGUCUGCUGGGACACAACGAGCAGUCCUGGAGUCUGGAGUGUUCGGAGGGAAUCUACACACCGUGCCACAAUGGCAAGAGGUUCAGGUCCUCCUCACCCCAACCCUUCACCCACAGAGUCGGGGUUUACCUGGACUGGUGUGCAGGCUCUCUGUCCUUCUACUGCGUCUCUCAGGACACCAUGGUCCACCUUCACACCUUCACCUCCACCUUCACUGAGCCUGUGUUCCCGGGUUUCUGGGUCUGGGCCUAUGACGGCUCGGUGUCGCUGUCUCAGGUGGAGUUAGACUGGGAACGACUGCUGCAGUGACCCACUGAGAGCGAGGGGUGGGGGAGUUUGGACUCUCCGGCUCUCCGUCCACUCAGAGCUCAGCUUACAUGGGAUUGCAGUGAUCAUGUUAUAAUGAUAAUCUUCAGAUUUUUAAAAGUUAACUGUGGACACUGUUUUAUAUUUAUAAAUAUGUUGGCUUAUUUUAGGACAUGACGGGACUUGGCCUCGAAAAGAGUCACGAUCACUGCUUUAGUUUAUGUCUUAAGUUUGGGACAAAGCUGAAGACGAGCUGAAAGCUACAAAGACAAACCAACAUAAGGAUGUUUUAGUGUUUGACAGUCAGGACGGAGCAAAAACCUGAAGACUGAGUAAAUCCACCAGACAACACACUGAGCCUCUGCUCAGUCACCUCUGGAGCUCUGCAGGUAGACGACCACCAGAUCCCACAAGAACGCCAACUGACACUUGUACCAAAACAAACAUGGACGCCAACCAGCAGCUUGUUUAUAUGCAGCGACAUUUGUGCUAAAAAGGCCAAAAAAAAGGAGGAAAAAAGCUGAGAGUCUGGCGAGAUCCUGGAGCCCAGAGAGGGAACUUUGUCAAACGAAGCUAACUUCAGGUAAAGAUGUUUACUUACAGGUACGUCUCUCUCGGCGACACACAAGCGACGUCAUGUCAGUUGCGAAUAUCAGACACUCUUUACAUAUCACUAAAUGACUUUAUCUGCGACUGUCAACGCCAACUGACCGAGACCGGAACAGACCCGGUCCAACUUGGUCCCAUCAGCCACUCAACUGUCCUAAUGUGUGUCCCUGCUGUUAGCUGAAGCUGAAACUAAAAGACUGCAUUCUCAACAGGAUCAGUUCUGUCUGGAAAAUGUUUUGACGCUGAGAAUGAAACAUUGAUGAAGCUGCUUUAAUAAAAAACUGCCAACAGAG
Molecule: messenger RNA, 2884 nt
Organism: Siniperca chuatsi (mandarin fish)
Lineage: Eukaryota; Metazoa; Chordata; Actinopteri; Centrarchiformes; Sinipercidae
Product: stonustoxin subunit alpha-like
Exons: 5
Coding region: 462-1985 (507 amino acids)
Molecular function (GO): protein binding
Source: RefSeq, a predicted model, not a curated record